AUGUUAAUUGGAGUAUACUCCAAUCUCUUUGCAUAUCUUUACAACUGGAGCUUCCAGUUCCCAAAGUUGUACUUGGGUAUAUUUAAGGCUCACAUGCAACCUUGGAAUAAUCAAAUCCGCUUGCUUCUUUCAUUCUCUCCGUCACAUAAAUCAGAUAUAUCCAAAAUGUCUGCCCAGCGCCAGGUUGUGAACAGUGACCAAGCACCUCCCCCACGCCCUUUCUACAACCAGGCUGUCAUUGCCAAUGGCUUUGUCUUUUGUUCCGGUCAGCUUCCUAAAGAUUCUAACGGCAAAAUUGUUCAAGGGAACGUUCAGGAUCGAGCUGAGCAAUGUAUCAAAAAUCUGAAGGCAGUUCUUGAGUCUGCAGGAUCUAGUCUGAAUAAAAUGGUCGAAGUCAAUGUCUUCUUGGCUGACAUGGAAGACUUCGAAAAGAUGAAUGAAGUUUAUUUGAAAUGGUUUGGAGAGAUUAAGCCUGUCAGAACUUGCGUGGCGGUCAAGUCCAUUCCAGAGUACACAGACGUUGAGAUGAAAUGUGUCGCUCUCGUAUAG
Molecule: messenger RNA, 549 nt
Organism: Penicillium salamii
Lineage: Eukaryota; Fungi; Ascomycota; Eurotiomycetes; Eurotiales; Aspergillaceae
Source: the annotation of a GenBank genome assembly